AUGAUAGCAACUGAACAUUCUCGUCCCAGUUCGAAAUCAAUGCAUGCUCCUUUACCUCCCAUGAAAUACCCAACAUUAACUGCAUUACAAUCAUCCAUACCAAUCAAUCCUCAACUAUUGAAUUCUAUCAGCUCUCAAAAAGCGACUAUUAAAGAUUUACGUGAAGUCAAUUUAUUACAUGAAAUAUAUCCUUUUCAAACAAAUAAAACACGUGUUCAAGAAACAGUUGAAGUCAUACCUCAGCCAGUUUCAUGCGAACGUAUAUUUUAUUCAUAUACAAAUGAUCAUACAGAUUUACGUUCUCGUGAAUGCAUAAAAUUAUAUUCAAAAAAGAAUUCUAAUCGAAUUAAUACAAAUAAUCAUCUUAAAAAUUUAUAUCAUGGUAUUGAAUAUAAUCAACGAUUUCAAUUAGAUGUUUAUUCAACAACGCUUUUUAUUUUUCCAAAACAACGUAUUGAAAAAUUUAUAACAGAAAUACGUUAUAUACCAGAACAUAUUACAAUAAAAUAUAAGACAUCACUUGAAUUAUUAGCAACAACAUUAGCAUCAUCUCAAGAACAUUAUUAUCAAAAUAUUCACGAUUUUUAUCAUAUAUCUAAAGACAUUUUUUAUCGAAUUUAA
Molecule: messenger RNA, 621 nt
Organism: Rotaria socialis
Lineage: Eukaryota; Metazoa; Rotifera; Eurotatoria; Philodinida; Philodinidae
Source: the annotation of a GenBank genome assembly